Messenger RNA from Sesamum indicum (sesame), 2950 nucleotides. Its product is annotated as ERD (early-responsive to dehydration stress) family protein. Gene Ontology annotation, molecular function: calcium-activated cation channel activity. Gene Ontology annotation, cellular component: plasma membrane. Lineage: Eukaryota; Viridiplantae; Streptophyta; Magnoliopsida; Lamiales; Pedaliaceae. The record is from RefSeq and is a predicted model, not a curated record.
GCAGUUUAACGUUAACAAAACUGUCAUGAAGGGGCAGGGAACUCGCAAACCGAAGAACCCGUUGUCCGCCUCGAGCUUUUUGCCGCUUUCCCACCUCCGCCGCUCACCCCCCAAAAAGUUUCAAUUCUGAGAUGCCCUAAUUCCGCCUCAUUCUUGCAUUCAUCGAAUUCAAUUCAUCGCCGAGGAGAUUAGGGGUAUGCAUCUCGUUUUGCGCCAUAGGUAAUAUCUGGUCAUUAAAGGAGCAGAAAUGUUCUAGGAUAUUCUGCAAGUUUUUGGAGCUCAAGGGGAUCAUUUAAACUGACUGACUAAACAAGUUCUUCUGCUCAAGGGAAGGCAGCUAUAACGAAUCGGGGAAUUACCCCGAUUCCAUCAGUUUCAACUGUAGAAGAUUAUACCUCACUAGUGUGGAAGGUUUCCAAGUGAUAAGUAAUCCUCACAUAACAAUAUGGCUAGUAUUCAAGAUAUUAGCACAUCGGCAGCUAUCAAUCUUUUAUCUGCAUUGGCAUUUCUUCUGGCAUUUGCAUUUUUAAGACUCCAACCAAUCAAUGAUAGAGUAUAUUUCCCAAAAUGGUACAAGAAGGGUAUAAGAUCGAGCCCAAGGGGUUCUGGACCUAUAGUGAACAAGUUCGUUAACUUAGACUACAGAACCUAUUUAAAGUUCUGGACUUGGAUGCCUGCAGCACUAAGAAUGCCAGAGCCUGAGCUGAUAGAGCAUGCGGGGCUCGAUUCUGCUGUGUAUAUAAGAAUUUACCUUCUUGGAUUGAAGAUCUUUGUCCCUAUUGCUCUGCUUGCUUUUGCCGUAUUGGUGCCAGUCAAUUGGACUGGCCAAACACUAGAUGAUGUCAAAGAUUUAACAUACAGCGACAUUGACAAGCUCUCGAUAUCCAAUGUUCCUGCAGGAUCUUUAAGGUUUAUCGCACACAUAGUUAUGGCAUAUAUAGUCACGUUGUGGACAUGCUAUGUCCUUUACAAGGAAUACGAAAUCAUAACUAACAAGAGGUUGCACUUCCUAGCCUCUGAAAGUCGUCGUCCAGAUCAAUUCACUGUCCUUGUGAGAAAUGUUCCUCCAGAUCUUGAUGAGUCAGUUAGCGAGCAUGUGGGGCAUUUCUUUUGCGUAAACCAUCCUAAUCACUAUCUCAUGCAUCAGGUCAUAUACAAUGCAAACAAGCUUGCCAGUUUGGUUGAGAAGAAGAAGAGUUUACUCAACUGGCGAACUUAUUAUGAAACAAGAUAUGAAAGAAACCCCAAAAACAGACCAAUGACAAAGACAGGUUUUUGGGGCCUUUGCGGAGAAUCUGUGGAUGCCAUUGAUUACUACACGGCAGAAAUCAAGAAGACAGUUGAAGAAGAAGCUGCAGAAAGGGAAAAGGUCGUAAGUGACCCAAAGGCCAUAGUUCCUGCAGCAUUUGUUUCAUUUAAGUCCCGUUGGGCAGCAGCUGUUUGCGCUCAAACUCAACAAGCAAGCAAUCCAACUAUUUGGUUGACAGAAUGGGCCCCUGAACCACGUGAUGUUUACUGGGAUAAUCUUGCAAUACCCUAUGUUGAGCUUAAUAUAAGAAAACUGCUCAUGGGUGUUGCUAUGUUCUUUCUCACAUUCUUUUUCAUGAUACCUAUUGCAUUUGUACAAUCCUUGGCAAGUAUAGAUGGUAUCACAAAGGUUCUUCCGUUCCUGAAACCAUUGAUUCAAAUGAAAAAGGUCAAGUCUAUUAUUCAAGGUUUUCUUCCUGGUAUAGCGCUUAAGAUCUUUCUGGCGAUUCUUCCAACAAUUCUCAUGAUGAUGUCCAAAAUAGAAGGACUUAGAUCUCUUUCAUCUCUGGACAGAAGAUCAGCUGCAAAAUAUCAUUUGUUUUUACUCAUAAAUGUCUUCCUUGGAAGUCUCAUCACCGGAGCAGCAUUCCAGCAGCUCCAUAAGUUCCUCAACCAAUCCCCAUCAGAGAUUCCAAUAACAGUGGGUGUUGCCAUUCCAAUGAAAGGCACUUUCUUUAUUACUUAUAUUAUGGUUGAUGGUUGGGCGGGGAUCGCUGCAGAGAUCCUCAGAUUGGUUCCUCUAAUCCUGUUCCACCUCAAAAAUACAUUCUUGGUUAAGACAGAACAGGACAGGGAUCAGGCAAUGGAUCCUGGCUGCAUAACUUUUGCCUCAUCAGAACCUCGCAUACAACUAUAUUUCUUGCUGGGACUUGUUUAUGCAGUGGUCACACCAUUUGUUUUACCUUUCAUCAUUAUCUUCUUCGCCUUUGCCUAUGUGGUCUUUCGCCAUCAGAUCAUCAAUGUAUAUGAUCAGAAUUAUGAGAGUGCGGCUGCAUUUUGGCCAGAUGUGCAUCGUCGUGUCGUUAUAGGUCUAGUAAUUUCACAAUUACUGUUGAUGGGACUGCUGAGCACAAAGAGUAUAGCAAAAUCAACUCCAGUGUUGCUCAUACUUCCCGUCUUGACCAUCUGGUUUCAUCGAUUUUGCAAGGGCCGAUUUGAGUCAGCCUUUGUUAAGUUCCCACUUCAGGAUGCAGUGGUGAAGGACACAUUAGAAAGGGCUACAGAGCCGAACCUAAACUUGAAAGCUUAUCUACAGGAUGCUUAUGUACACCCGGUGUUCAGAACCAUUGAGAUUGAGAAAGCAGCAGCUGUUGAUGAGGAGGAGAACAACCCGCUUGUCGAAACCAAGAGAAAUUCGCGCAUGAGUAAAAGUGCUUCUACUGCUAGUGGCAUCACUCCUGAAGCUGCAACAAAAGAUGCCGCUAGACAUAUAUGAGGUUUAACCAUGGCACUUUGCUUGUGCUUCCUUAUGCCAAGUCCCUGGAUUAGAAUGUCAAUAUUAGUGACAUGGUAUUGGAUUAUAUGUUUCCCAGAAGAUUAGACAAAGUCAAGAUUGGGAAAUACACUAGCUUUCCAAUGGUCACUCUGUAUUUAUGACAAUGAUAAGGCCUCAUGUAUAAUAUAUUCUUCCUACACAUACUCA